This is a messenger RNA of Magnolia sinica, 1799 nucleotides long. Its product is annotated as UDP-glycosyltransferase 83A1-like. The record is from RefSeq and is a predicted model, not a curated record. Gene Ontology annotation, molecular function: UDP-glycosyltransferase activity. The transcript is spliced from 2 exons. Lineage: Eukaryota; Viridiplantae; Streptophyta; Magnoliopsida; Magnoliales; Magnoliaceae. Bases 36 to 1406 code for a protein of 456 amino acids.
AGAGAGGUUCUUACUAAUUGCAAAGGGUGUUGGUCAUGGAAAAGCCGCACGCCCUAGUCGUGCCAUACCCGGCGCAAGGUCAUGUCAUACCCUUCAUGGAGCUCUCUCAUUGCUUGAUGGAUCAUGGGUUCAAGAUCACAUUCGUGAAUACUGAGUUCAAUCACGCCCGCGUAGUGGCCGCACUGCCGAAGAUGGGCAGAGUGCAGGAGCAGAUCCGUCUGGUUUCAAUUCCAGAUGGGAUGGCACCAGGUGAAGACCGGAAUGACUUGGGCAAGCAAUGUGCGAGUAUUUUACGUGUCAUGCCCCAUGGUUUAGAAGCGCUGAUUCGUAAGAUCAAUGAGUCUGAUCAUGAUAAGAUCUCAUGCAUCAUUGCAGACGGGACCAUGGGAUGGGCAGUGGAAGUUGCUGUGAAGAUGGGGAUCCGUGCAGCUGCGGUUUGGACUGUGACAGUGAGCCUUUGUGCCUUACUGUUUCACAUUCCGAAGCUGAUCGAGGACGGAAUCAUCGACACGGACGGAUUUCCAACAACACAGCAAAUGAUCAAACUCUCCCCAACCAUGCCACAGUUCAACACCACUCAGCUAGUGUGGCUCUUCGUCGGUGACCGUGACGCGCAACGGUCCCUCUUCCGAUACUUACACGAAUGCACCCAAGCUGCAAAAUUGGCCAACUGGCUUCUUUGCAACUCAUUCUACGAGAUUGAGCCAUCCGCCUGUGAGUUGGUUCCAAACAUCCGGCUCAUCGGCCCUCUUCUAGCAGGAAGACGGCUUGGGCGGCUCGAAGGGAACUUCUGGCCUGAAGACCCCACUUGCCUAAGCUGGCUUGACGAACAGCCUCCCCGCUCAGUAGUCUACAUUGCCUUUGGCAGCUUUACUAUCUUCAACCGACGUCAAUUCCACGAACUGGCACUUGGACUCGAACUUUCCAACCGUUCAUUCCUAUGGGUAGUGCGGCCAGACCUCACCGACGGACCAUCGGAUGCCUACCCAGAUGGCUUUGAAGCUAGAGUCGCGGGUCGUGGGCGAAUUGUUGGAUGGUCACCUCAACAAAAGGUGCUGGCCCACCCUUCGAUUUCCUGCUUCUUGACUCAUUGCGGGUGGAACUCGACCAUGGAGGGGAUGAGUAAUGGAGUUCCUUUCUUGUGCUGGCCUUACUUUGGUGACCAGCUCCAAAACCAAAUAUACAUUUCUGAUGUUUGGAAGGUUGGGUUGCACCUGAAACACGAUUCCAGUGGGAUCAUACCAAGAGAAGAGAUUAAGGGAAAGCUGGAUGAAUUGCUUGGUGAUGAGGGUAUAAGAGCGAGAUCUUUAGAGCUCAAGCAGACUGCCCGAAAGAAUGUUGCCGAAGGAGGAUCUUCGUUUAAGAAUUUCAACGAUUUCAUUGAAGCAAUCAAGUUAGAGAAGUGAUUAGCAUGAAUCGCGCAAAUAUAACAGAGAUGGGCCAUUCAUUAGGUGGGUGCCACCGUGAACAAGCAGCAAGUAAAAUCAAGCUGAUUAACUCCUCGCUGGGGCUACAAAUGUGUGGGAAGAAUGAAAAAAGAUGAGCAACAGUCUAUAUUGAACGCACAUGUGUGGUUCACCUGAUGUUUGAGCCUUCUUUAUUAUUAUUAUGUUUUUUUAAUCCAUGGCAUAUUUAAAGACUUUCAAUCUGCUGGACUCAAUGUGGAUGGUGAACACGGACCAUUUGUAAUAUUUCAAGAACAAUCCAUCUUUCUCAUGCGCACGUAGGCCACUUGACUAGAUCUUGAUCCGUAUUUCUUGAACAUGCUAUUUUGCCCCAAAGGGUGCAUUAUUAGGUCA